CACGCUGGGAUAUUUAAGUCUUCUCCGCGGCGCGGAGCCGCGAUGUCUCCGGCGGCUGCGGCGGCUGGCGGAGGCGAGCGGCGGAGGCCGAUAGCGAGCGGCAGGGACGGCCGGAGCCGGGGCGGGGGCUGCGGCGGCCCUGCCGGGGCGGCGCUCCUCGGCCUGUCGCUGUUCGGCCUCGUGCUGUACCUGGUGCCGGCGGCGGCGGCGCUGGCCUGGCUGGCCGUGGGGGCCACCGCGGCCUGGUGGGGACUGAGCCGCGAGCCCCGCGGUUCGCGCGCCCUCUCCUCGCUCGUUAGGAACGCGCGGCGUCAGCGAACCCUGCACGCCUCGCCUCCAGCCAAGUCGGCGGUGAACGGAAAUCUCCUAGAGCCGAGGUCCCUGCUCGAAGGACCGGACCCCGCCGAACUGCUCCUCAUGGGCAGUUACCUGGGCAAGCCCGGCCCCCCGCAGCCUGCCCCCGCCCCGGAGGCCAGGGACCUGCUGGAGAGGCCUGGCCGCCGCCGCACUCCCGCCCGCGCCGCGCCGCCCGCGCCCUCGGCCCAUCGUGUGCACCACAUUUACCCCUCUCUCCCCACUCCUCUUCUCCGAUCCUCUAGGAGGCCUUCCCUCCGGGAUUGUGGGAGUUUAUCACACCGGUUUGUGAUAACACCUCGAAGACGAUAUCCAAUCCAGCAGGCCCAGUAUUCCCUUCUGGGCGUACUUCCUACAGUGUGCUGGAAUGGUUAUCACAAGAAGGCUGUGCUGUCUCCUCGUAAUUCCAAAAUGGUGUGCAGCCCAGUGACAGUGAGGAUUGCUCCUCCGGAUAGUAAAUGGACUCGUUCGCCAAUACCAGAGCAGACAAUCAACUCAACACUGUCCUCACCAUCAAGUAAUGCUCCAGACCCAUGUGCAAAAGAGACUGUACUGAGUGCCCUCAAGGAGAGGAAGAAAAGGACAGUGGAGGAGGAAGACCAAAUAUUUUCUGAUAGCCAGGAAAAUAAAAGAAGGCGCCAUGAUAGCAGUGGGAGCGGACAUUCAGCAUUUGAGCCCCUGGUGGCCAAUGGAGUCCCUGCUGCUUUUGUGCCUAAGCCUGGCUCUCUGAAGAGAGGUCUCAAUUCCCAAAGCUCCGACGACCCCUCGAAUAAGAGAUCUCGCACCUCUUCUGUGAGCUCCCUGACGAGCACGUACACAGGUGGCAUCCCUAGCUCCAGCCGCAAUGCCAUUACCAGUUCUUACAGUUCAACUCGAGGUUUCUCUCAGCUUUGGAAGAGGAGUGGCCCCAGCUCGUCGCCGUUCUCCAGCCCCGCCUCGUCCCGCUCCCAGACCCCCGAGAGGCCAGCAAAGAAAAUAAGAGAAGACGAGCUUUCUCAUCGCUCCAGUUCUUCAACCCCGUUGGCAACAGACAAGGAGGCCCCGGGAGAAAAGGCUGCAGAUACAAGCACGUGGAAGGCGCAGACCUCGUGCAGCUCCCCGCCCACACCUGGCAGCUCCGGGCGGCGCAGGCGGAGGGUCCAGUUGCUGCCGUCGCGGCGAGGGGCCCGGCUGACGCUGCCACCCCCUCCCCAGCUUGGCUACUCCAUCACUGCCGAAGACCUCGAUCUGGAAAAGAGAGCUUCGCUGCAGUGGUUUAACAAGGCCCUGGCAGACGGGACCGAUACCGCCUCGAGCUCUGUCGCCGAGAAGCCCCCUGCCACUCAGCCUUCUCUGACGUUUACCCUGCCCGCUGCUGGGACCGCCGCCUCCCCAGCCACCCUCCCAGCCCCGUGCAGCAGCCCGCUGCUGGAGAGCUUGAAGAAGAUGCAGAGUUGUGCCGGCCUAUCGUCUGCCCCGGAAUCCACUGGAGUGGCAACCACUGUGGCCCCUUUGCCUCCGAAGACACCCAGCCUUCUGGCCCCUCUUGGCUCUUCACAGUCAGGGCCCCUUCCAGGCACUUCCUCGGACUCCAAAAAUGCAGCCACUUUCUUGGGGCUGACCCCUGCUGCAUCCCCGACACCAGCCACUGACACCACCAGGUCACCUCCGGCUCCUCAGGCUGAGACAUCUGCCAAAUCCCCAGCCCCGGCUGCCCGGUCCCCCACCCCCAAGGAGAGUCUUCUGUUGGGAAUGCUGAGCACCCCACCCGCUGACCCCCCUGCGUCUGCCGCCCCCGCUGUGUCUUCAGCAUCCCCCAUGUUCAAGCCCAUCUUUGCGGCCCCGCCAAAAAGCGAGAACGAGAGCCCCUUGCCGUCCAGCCCCUCCAAGGUCCCCACCACGGCACCUUCCAGCUCCGCCCUCCCUGCACCUGCUAGCAGCCCUCAGCCCACCUUCAAGCCCGUCUUCAGCAGCAUGGGGCCCCCUACCUCUGCGCCCUUGUCCGCUCCCUUCUUCGGUCAGACCGCUGCUCCAGCCACUGCCACGAGCGGCCCUCUCUUCGCCGGCCAGGCCACUGCCGCCUCAGCCGUGGCUCCCGUGGCUCCCGCGAGCACGGCCAGCACGUCGGCGGACUCGGCUUCGAAGCCCACGUUCAGCUUUGGCGUGAGCGGCGUGACCAGCACCACCACCUCCGCUGCCGCGCCUUUCCUCUUCGGGGCGCCCCCGGCCUCCGGCGCCAGCUUUAGCCCGGCCGUGGGCUCCGUGUUCCAGUUCGGCAAGCCCCCUGCCGCGCCCGCGUCGACGGCCGUCACCACCUUCGGCCAGUCCGUCCCCGGCGCCGCGCAGACAGCUGCCGGUAGCGGCGGCCCCUCCAGCUUCGGCGGCUUCGGCGGCGGCCUCACCGCGCCCGCGCCCGCCACCAGCAGCCCGCCGGCCCUGACCUUCACCACGGCCGCCGCCGCCGCCGCCGCCGCCGCCCCGGCCUUCCACAUUCCCUUCGGCUCGAGCCCCAAGCCCGCGCCGCCGUCGUACCCGGGCGCCAACCCCCAGCCCGCGUUCGGGGCCGCCAACGGGCAGCAGCAGGGGCCCGCCAAGCCCGCCGUGGCCCCCGGCUUCGGCAGCUCUUUCGCGUUCGCGAACUCCGCGGCCCCGGCCCCGGCCGCCACCCCGGCGCCCGGCCCGGCCCAGCCCGCCUUCGGCAGCGCCGCGCAGUCCGCUUUCGGCGGCCUGAAGCCCGCCGCCUCCGCCUUCGGCACGGCCGCCAGCACCCAGCCUGCCUUCGGCAGCGGCACGCCCGUGUUCUCCUUCGGGGCGGCCACCACCGCGGGCUUCGGAGCUACGACCCAGACCACCAGCAGCGGGACGAGCGGCUCGGUGUUCGGCGGCACGACGCUGUCGCCCUUCACGUUUGGGGGAUCCGCCGGCACGGCCGGCGGCGGGAGCUUUGGGAUCAACGUGGCCGCCCCCGGCACCUCCGGAGCGUUCAGCUUUGGCACGGGACAGAGUGGGAGCGCCGGCGGCACGACCCCUUUCGGAGGAGGCUUGAGUCAGAGCACGCUGGGCGCGCCCAGUCAGAGCACACCCUUUGCCUUCAAUGUGGCCGGCACGCCCGAGAGCAAACCUGUGUUUGGAGGCACCUCCACACCCACCUUUGGUCAGAACACCCCUGCCCCCGGGGUGGGCGCGUCAGGCAGUGGUCUCUCCUUUGGGGCAUCCUCAACACCCACCCAAGGCUUUGUUGGAGUCGGACAUUUCGGCUCGGCGGCCCCUUCCUUUUCCAUUGGUGCAGGAUCCAAGACCCCGGGGGCUCGGCAGCGACUGCAGGCCCGCAGGCAGCACGCCCGCAAGAAAUAGCCUUUGGCCCCCUUCCGUCCCCGCCACUCCUUGCCCAAAUGUGGACCUCAGCACCUGCUAGGAAGAGCCUCUGACCCUUCUAGUUCCAUAGAGCAACCACCCCCCGCCCCCAUCUCUGGCUUCCGCCAGCGGGGAGGCAGCGGCAGCCCUGGUGGCCGUCCCGCUCCUCGAGGGGGCAGGGGCCGCAGCCCGCUCCCCGUACUUGAACAGCUCCGCGGUGAGGCUGGAGAGCGCAAGAACAUCUGUACAUAUGGUCCCCUCCUUCCCUGACUCCUGUGUGGUGUGUUCCCGCCGCUCCCCGCAAGAGCCAGCUUGGCGGGGGGAGGGGGGGUCGCAGGCACAGCCCUCGCCCUUGUCGCCGCUGGGGACGGGAGUCGGGGAGCUGGGUCAGCCCCGCAGCUUUACCUUGCUUGGCUUGCCUAUAAGAAGUGGUUCUCCCCGGGGCCCGUUAGGGGACCCUGCUUCCCCCUCUCUUGCUGCUUUGUUCCUCACCGGUUCCUUGCAGGAUCCACUCCUUUUUAAGUGGCCCCGAAUUUCGCUUUGCCUUGGAGACCCCAGUGGGUGCUGCUCCUGCCAAGUCCGAGUCAAUGUUUCGUCCCCCACCCUCUGCCAGUUUGGCCCCUAAAAGCUUGGUGGCUCAAGACUGUUAGCCUGGCAGCUGCAGGGGGGAAGCGCCCGGAGCAGGCAGGACGUCCCCCCACUGUUCAGCUGCCUCCUCGCCCGCCUCGCGCCGCCCCCCCCCCCCGGGUUGUAUGUUCAAAGCCUUGUCCUGUGUUACCGUCUGAUGCUCAUGUCCAUUGCUCUUUGAAUCGAGUUUGGAGGAAGAAUUGAAUCGUAUGAGUGGCGGCAUGUUGGUAGUGCCGGACUUAACUGUUCCAAGUUUCUGGGGCCUCGCUAAUUGAAUGUGGGAAGUAGCACCACUUUAUGGCUACACGUGCUGACUCCUGGAUUUGCAAAUGGUGUUUUGACUUUAAGGGCUGGCAGCCCUAGAGGAUGGGGCCGAGGGGAAGCAAAGACCUCUUCCCUCCGCCGUUUCCCUCCCACCCCCGCCGUGGGCUAGAUCCGCCCCAGGAUGUGGUAGAAAACCAAAAGUAGUGAACCACACUUCAGAAUUCUUCAGGUUCCUCCCCCCUCCCCCCCUCCCUCCUCUGUUCCCAGAUCACCUACCCCGGGCCCAAGAGCCUUGCUGCCAUGCCCAUCCUCUUUGGGAGAAGUAUGAAUGCGUGUGUCUAAAUUAAAAGAAAAAAAUAUUUAAACAUUUUUUAACAAAAUAAAAAUUUAUUUUUGUAUUUAAGCUAAAUUGCCUUUUAAAUUCCUUCAAGCUUGGUUCACUGAGGUGGUUAAGUAUAAAUGCUAUUGACUAGGAAUUAGCUGUAUAGGUAAGUUAUGCCCGUGAGAGGCUCAGAUGCUGUCCUCGGCAGCUCUCCUGAGGGGCCGGAGCUCCUUCAGGACACACGAUAUAAAAUGUAACUCUUAUUUUAUAAAUAAUGUGACGUAGAUGUAACUAGUCCCCCCUCACCCGUGACCGAGGUUGAGUGCUGUGUAUGGCAGGCGACGGUCAUGGCCAUCCCCGUCGCCCCGCGGGCCUGACUUCCCUGCGCGUGGAGCUGAGGGAGAGGCCUGCACCUCAUGUCCCAAAUCCCUGUUAGGGGCGGGGGGCGGGGGGUGGGGGGCGCACGGGUCUAGAAAGCAAGCUUCCGCGGGCAGCUGACGGAAGGUAGGCCCCUCUUCGCCACAGCACUCUGAGCUAGUUACCUCGGUUCCACCGGCAGGACGGUUGGUCCGGGAGCCCCCGGAAGAGGGUGUCCUGGUGCAGCCCGAGUGAGUGUGUGUUUGGGGGGGGGGGGGGUGUGUACACGGGUGUGUGUGUGUGUGUGUGUGUAUACACGGACGUGCACUGGACAGGAACGGGAGGCUGGGACUUUCCAUGACAAAGAGUUAAUUCCUGUGAGUCUAGUUGGAAUUUUUAGUAUGAAUGUGAGAUUUUUCUCCUUGCUUAUGUCAUUAAGAAUAAAAAACAACUGUGAUCUAUCGUA
Molecule: messenger RNA, 5723 nt
Organism: Mirounga angustirostris (Northern elephant seal)
Lineage: Eukaryota; Metazoa; Chordata; Mammalia; Carnivora; Phocidae
Product: nuclear envelope pore membrane protein POM 121C-like
Exons: 13
Coding region: 43-3687 (1214 amino acids)
Biological process (GO): RNA export from nucleus; protein import into nucleus
Cellular component (GO): nuclear pore
Molecular function (GO): structural constituent of nuclear pore
Source: RefSeq, a predicted model, not a curated record